UCUCCAACGAGUCAACGAGUCUCCGCUCAAUCCCCCGCCACACCAUCAAAAUGAAGUUCGUCCUUGUCCUCAUUGCCCUGUUCGCCCUGGCCGCUGCCCGUUCCAAUCAGGAUGCGGAAACCCUCCGUUACGAUUCGGACGUUCAGCCUGAGAGCUACCAAUACAACGUGCAGACGAGUGAUGGCAAGUCGGUUUCGGAAGAGGGACAUUUGGAAAAUGUGGGCACUGAAGAAGAGGCCAUCGUCGUGAGGGGCUCCUUUUCCUACGUUGGCGAUGAUGGACAGACCUACACCAUCAACUACAUUGCCGACAAGAACGGCUACCAGCCCCAGGGCGCUCAUAUUCCUGUUGCCUAAGUUCAAGUCAAAUUAAAAUAAAUCAGUUUAU
This is a messenger RNA of Drosophila guanche, 387 nucleotides long. RefSeq names its product larval cuticle protein 65Ag1-like. The transcript is spliced from 2 exons. Lineage: Eukaryota; Metazoa; Arthropoda; Insecta; Diptera; Drosophilidae. Gene Ontology annotation, molecular function: structural constituent of chitin-based larval cuticle. Gene Ontology annotation, cellular component: chitin-based extracellular matrix. The coding region runs from base 51 to 356 and encodes 101 amino acids. The record is from RefSeq and is a predicted model, not a curated record.